Messenger RNA from Pocillopora meandrina, 7395 nucleotides. NCBI's taxonomy places the organism in Eukaryota, Metazoa, Cnidaria, Anthozoa, Scleractinia, Pocilloporidae. The record is from the annotation of a GenBank genome assembly.
AUGUUUGAGCCAACUAACACGUGUCUUUCUGUUAAGGUGUUUUACCUUCCAUGGUUAGUAAACUUUGCAGGCCCAAAUUAUGGUCUCAUACUGGAGUUAGAUAGAAAUGGUUAUAUCACCAGGAGCUUCCAGGACCCAACUGGCAGUGUUGUACCUCGUCAUAUCAGUGAGGUUUAUGAUGAUGGUAACGUGCUCUACCUCGGCUGCUAUCAGUCUUCUUUCCUUGGUAAGCUGGAGUUGAAAGACUGAUGUACAAAGGCUUUACAAAAAUCUCCAAGUGAAAUAUUUACAUUUUUGGAGCUCUACCUGGAUAGCUACUAGUCUCCUUUCCUUGGCAAACUGGAAUUGAAAGAUUGAUCAUGAUGAACGAUUGCAACACAAAAAAUCUUAAAGUGAAAUAUUAAAGAACCCUGACGGAACAUUAUUACAGCCAAUUUUCAUUUUACUACUUUCUAGAUUAAUUUUUAACGCUGUCAGUGCUAUUCCUUUACUAUAUAUCGUCGAAAGAAGCUUUUAACAAUCUUGUGAUAGUCAAAGAACACUGAAGAAGCCGAUUUGUUUUCAAAACUUGAAGUUUAAUAAAAAACAAAUCAGUAUUUGAUUAAAUCUUACAUUACGUAGAUUUAUUUUUAUGGUCCUUUUUGUUUGCUUAGGUCCAGAGUGAAACCGGAUGUCAGUAUUAGUCGAUUUCUUUUACGAGUUACAUGGCUUCCUAUAAUUCUCUCGUCCGUCUUCUUUUAUCAAAAAUUAUGUGAGCCACACCCACACUCAUACACGUGCCCCAGUUUCCGUUUUCAACGAACAGUGACGUUGGAUACAGAGAGGAUAACACAUCCUUAUUCUUGUUCGAAUGUUUUCUUUUCAACUGGCAACUGUAAAUUUCAUGAAUGUCUAUAACAGGAGUUUCUGGUUAUUCGUUCCCAUUGAAUGUAUUUUUGCAUGUUCAUUUCGUGUUCCGAACGUAACAAAUUUCGCCUCACAUAAAUUGUAUAAAGGCGCGUGACUUAUAUCAUAAGAGGAUUUAAUCCAUCCAACAAGACGCUUUACUGCGUUUUCCAGUAAUUAAAAAAAAAAAAAACAGAAAAUGCGCGUACUAUACUAACAACUAUGUCCAGUCGCUUGUCACGCAACUUCAUUGCCCCUGGUUCCCGCUAGAAGCUCCAGUAAGGUACGUUUUAUUACAGCAUGUUGCAAAUAAAAGUUAGUCAACGAUCAAUUCUAGGAGUUCUUUUAGAACUAGCGUCCACGGGGCAUAAAAGUCUGAGGUCGACAUCGGUUGCAGAGAUGUCUGAUAUGUUCUGACCAAUCAGAGAGUAACGUUGCGUUACUUUUUCCUUCACCAUCUUCCACCUUCGGUCCAAGGCCACGUUUCACGGAACUGUAUGCUGCAGGGGAAGAUCUGGUGGUCAGUAUUCAAGAAAUAGAGCAACAUAAAAGAUGUAAGAUUUCAAUUUAUUUGCAGUUUUCAUAAGGGUUAAUUAGUUCAAAACUAGUUGAUUAGCAUUCAGGUACCAUUACCGUUCGAGCGACGGAUUCUAUUUAUCGUGUCGUCUCCUUAUAGGUUAGUUAUUGAUAUUUCACUUUCGAAGGCGCGCAGAACCCAUCCAUUUUUUCGCGGUUUGUAUCAGAAAAAAUGAGAUAUUUUUACAGCUUUUGAGAAGUGAUGGCGAAAGACGCGGAUGGGAAGGGGAAAAUAGCGACAGAAAGCGCCGAGGGUAUGGCAAAUUUGGUUUAGAGGUUGUUCCGGUUUCGUUUUUUAGACUCCACUUUACAGUAACAAGCUAUUACCCUUGGCCAGCCUUUUUCAAACACGAUUAUACUAACCCAAAGUUGCAGUAAAUUUUUGCUUCAGCUUUAUUGUUUUGCAUCCUGUUAAAUCAUUUCUAUUUCGUUUCCUUCUUUCGGUUUUGCCCCAUAGAAUAGGAGCAAUCAGGCUUAUGAUUCAUUUAGUAAAACGUAUGUUCUUGGGUACAAAUUUAAUUUAAUUACUUACAGUUACUUUAAUUUAUUUACAGGGGUGUCACAGGGAUGUUAAUUACCUUGUUUCUACUGAUUCUCAGUGCUCUUGAUGUUCUGUUCUUCUUCUUACCCAAUUCAAAUUUUGAUCCUAAGGCAGUGAGGUGAGAUGCAGUGUUCUUUUCCAAAGAGGGAGAUUAUUUUUUUUGCUGAAUUGAAACUGGGAUAGUGCAUAAAGGAAUGGGUGUACAAAAAAAGUCUAAGUGACUUCUGACAGACUGUUAGAUUCUCUUUUCAAACUGUAUGCUCUCUCUAGGAGAAACAGUGGAGAAUUUGAUGUUGGAUCAAACUUCACUUGAUAGAGCUUUAUUCCACAUCACUUUCACACAUUUGUGCUACCUAACUUUUAAGAAUUAUAACACAAGUCUAAAAUGAUCUCUCUCUAAAACUUUCCCUACAAGUCAUUACUUUUGAUUAGUUCAAAGAGACUUUUUAAAUUAAUGUACAAAUUACUUCUUAAAAGACUGACCCUCAGUUCUCUUUCCUGAUAGGAAAUAACCAUGUGCCUAUACCUUUUCAAGGAAGACAUCAUGGUCAUGUUUUCUCCAUCUAUCUUGACCCCAGUGCUUGUAUAAAAUAAUUACAUUUGAUAUUGGUGAUUGUAUUUGAAAAUGUUCUGUUUUCUCAAAACAUGUGGAAUAAAUCAGUGUUUUUGAAAAGACCAGACCCAAAUUUGAAGGAGCAUUGAAGGUUAACAGCAUCUUAGCAAAGACUCAGAAGUGGCAUGAAGGAGAUCUAGUUGGUCCAGAAUCUAUAGCUGCAGAUAGCACAGGUAUUUAUAUCAUGUUGAAAUACCCAAAAUUUUCAUACAACUUUAUUCCCAGCUUAAAAAUUGUAAUUUGUUUAUAACAAGGAGUCACUGUCCUUAUUUUUCUAGGUACUUUGUAUGCUGGCUUAGCUGAUGGGAGGAUUGUAAAACUUGAAGGAGAUAAAGUGGUAGAUGUUGUUCGAACGGGCAAGCAGAUGGCAAACUGUGGUAAGUUAGGGUUUGAUGAAUGAAAAAGAAAUUAAUAGAUUUAUGGCCUGCGUAGAGACAGAUAUUAACCAUCUAUUUAUGCUUCGUAGGAUUCUUACAAAUUGCGAGUAUUAGCUAACUGAGUACUGAAGUGUGUUCCAGGCAUUCAGUUAGUAAAAUGAAGUGGGUAGUAAAUGACAUCAUAGUGGAGGAGGGUUGAAAAAAGAGAGAAUUAGUCUGGGUCAGGUUGACCCAAAGCAAACCUCCCUUAUUUUGAAUAAAGGGGUUAACUUUCUUAAGAAACUGUGGUGCUAUGACAGUGGGAGAGUAUAACAGGGUAAUUUAAGUAUCAUCAACUGAGUUAAUAAUGUAAAUUGGCCAACGCAAGGGUUUUAAAGCUGACAUUUUGAGCAUUAGCCCUUUGUCAGAGGGUUAUCUACACAGUUAAUUAUACUUAAUCUUCCUUUUUAUACUCUGCUGCUACUACCCCUCCUUUCAUAUCUUGUAAACUUAUUUUUGUUUACUGUGUUUUAUUAAAUGAAUGCCUGAAACUGGCUAUGAGCAUUGUUUCCUGCUGUCCUCUCCAUAACCCAAUUAACCCGCUGGUUACAAAUUGCUUGAGAAUGGUUGUAUUUGGGCCUCUCUAAUACAGAUUUUCAAAGGUUCAGGUAUGCCUUUGUGGAUAGACUUUCCCUACAAAAACCUCCUUCCAGGAUUAUAAAAGAAUUGUACCCAACAAAAACUUUUCUCAGAAAAUUAUUAUAGCAAAUGAGUGUGUUGGAUAUUCAGUGGUGUAUUUGGGGGAAGGGACUGGGAAGGAGCAAAUUCCACCCCCAUCACACCCAUGGGUUUUUUUGCUUCUUGUCUGACACCAUAAUUCUUGCAACACAGGAUCACAUAUUACUUCUGAAUAUCAUGUAAUUGUAAGAUUGACUUUUCUUGAAAUAUAUUUCAUCAUGAAUGUAUUUAACUUCCUAAGACUUUGGUGUGAAGAGAAAAUUCUGUGUUUUCUGAAUCAAAUUUUUGACCCCCUUCCCUCCAUCAAAAAUUCCUGGUUCCAUACUUGGUACCACAGAACAAAUACCUAUUUCUUACACAGGGACACCAGAAGCUGAGCCCACCUGUGGACGUCCCUUGGGAAUGCGCUUUGACAAAUACGGAAUCAACCUGAUUGUGGCUGAUGCUUAUCUAGGCUUGUUAGAAGUCAACCCAAAGGCCAGGACAGUCAGCACCCUUGUACCUCCCUCUCCUGGGAUGAAUAAUAGGCCCUUUAGAUUUGUGAAUGAUCUUGACAUUGCACGAGACAGAACCAUCUACUUUACUGAUUCAAGCAGCAAGUGGCAGAGACGUCAGCUGCACUACUCUAUACUAGAAGGAGAUAACACUGGAAGGCUUAUGGCAUACCAUCCUAAGACAGGAGAAAUGGAGGUUCUUAUGGAUGGACUUCAUUUUGCCAAUGGUGUUCAGAUUUCUCCUGACGGAGACCAUGUGUUGGUAGCAGAAACAGGAGCGUUAAGAAUAAUGAAGUAGGAAGAUGUGAUUUUUAAGUUUUUAUCUAGCUUUAUAAAUCUCUUUGAGCAUUCUUCUACAUGAUGAACAACCGUCCCUCAGUUCUUACUCAUGAAGACAGUCUUUUCUGUUUAAAUUCCUGGUUAGCUACAGUUUGACUGCAUUGUAGGAAGUUGAGGGUUUGGGCCAAAGACUGGGCCAAUACUCAGGGUCUUAUAAUAGACUGUGCUGCCUUUGCUAUGACAUUUGCCAAUGGUUAGCAAUUCUACUCAUAGGUCUACUAAGAGUAGCGAUUCUUCUCUUAGGUCUAAACCUUAGGUCUUGUCUUCAGCAUCUUAUUACUGAUCAGCAGGGGACAUUACAAAACCCACACUCUUCUUGCAAAGAGUGAAGAAUGUAGCUCUUGUUGUUGUGGUCUGGCCUUGUUUCCUAGAAUUCCUAAUUGGAGUUAUCUGCUAAAUUUCUUUCAAAAAAUAUAAGCUGUAUAAUGCAGUCUGGCCAGAGUCUCCUGCAAAGUGUUUUAAAGCACAUCAGAGCGUAUUGAUAUAGAUAAUGUAUUUUGUAAAUGCAUCAUUAUCAUUAUCUUUAUAAUUAGAACCCAGCUCUUCUCUCUUUCUAAUAUGUUUAUUCAGUUCUUAGGUUCCAAGGAUGUAUGUUACUAAGGAGUCAACAUGACAAAUCAUAUGCUGCCUUACUGUUAGUGGCAGAUUUUAAUUUAUUCAAUAAUGUUAGACACCCAUAUUUACUAACAAUUGUUUCAGGUUUGACUUUGAACUUUCGCAUUCCCAUGCUGUUGGAAAGUGUAGUGAAUUGUAUGGAGAAAUUUGGAAUUAGUUAAGAUUAUAUCUGGAUUAUUUUCAGGUAUUACAUCAAAGGGGAACACGAAGGCAAGUCAGAAGUUUUUGCCCAGAACCUUCCUGGAUUUCCAGACAAUAUUCGGUUAAGUAGCAAAGGAGGAUACUGGGUUGGUAUAGCAACUGUGCGUACUGACUUCUUUGACUUGUUUCAACUGUAUCCAAGGGCAAAGAGCUUUACAGCAAAGGUAGGAAUGAGUUGUGUGGAGUGAUUGGAAAAGUUGUUAAUUUUGGAUUUAACUGGUUAAGCUUUUCUUACAAGAACAAUGCUAACAAAUUCAAAAAACAGAAUUUAGCCAAGAAACUUUCCUGGUGGAGAAUUUAGGUUAUCAACUCAGUAAUUUGUUGAAAGAUGUGUAUUUGUUUGAUCUAGUCUCUUUUUUUAUUUUUAUUUUUUUUCAUAUUUUCUAUACUCCUUCAAUCAAAUUUCAGAAUUUUGGACACUAGUGUCCAGCGCCUAAAUUUAGACACCAGUGUCCCAUUCUAGGCACUAGUGUCCAACUUUGGACACCAGUGUCCAUUUUGGGCAAAUGUAACACAAAUGUCUGAUUUAAGACACUGAUAUCUGAGUUUGGACAGACUAUUGUCCAAAUUCUGGGUCCAAUCUUGGGCAUUAGUGUCUGAUUUUGGAUUGUAGUUUUCUAUUUUUGGACUUAAGCAACGUAUUUUGGGCACCAGUGUCCGUUAGAGGGCUCAAAUGUCCAAGUUCUGUCAACUAUAAGUAACGAGGGUUGUUACUUGAUUAGCUUUGAAAUUUUGUCUUACUCUGAAAUUUUAGGUUUUCUCCUUACCAUGGCUAAUUGGCAAAACAUCCCGCAACUAUGGUCUCCUCCUGGAGCUGGAUGAAAAUGGUCAUAUUACCCGAAGCUUCCAUGAUCCAACUGGCAGUGUUAUACCUGGUUCCCUCAGUGAGGUUCAUGAUGAUGGGGAUGUGCUCUUCUUUGGAAGUUUCAGGUCUCCGUUUGUCGGUCGGCUGGAGCUAAAGGACUGACUUAGGAAUAGAUGUUAGGGUUUCUUGGUUCUUGAAAGAAAAACUGCUGGCUCUCGCAAUUUAUGUUUUCAUUAUAAAAGAUUUUAUUUUUGUACAAAUUUAAACGCAUGCACGUAGAUCACAUUGCAAGAGAGAAAGGCUAUCUCGAAUGAAGUUAUCUCUGUUGUAUUAGUUGCAGUUCUGAUGAAGUAAAAUAUUUUAGUUUUUGUUUCUUGGUGUCUUUCAUGGAGAUAAAAUCAUCAAGGGAAUUUUUUCCAGUAAGAAGGUUGGAGAGAGGAAAAAAACUUCAAACUACACUUCUUCAAACUUCAAACCAGCGGCAUCUAGAUUCUGUGGCUUAUCAUUGCUACUAGACACAGUACAGUGUUGAUAAUUGAAGUGCGGACGUCUUGUAUUCUGCAGCAUACACCUUUCUUGAUAUCUGACGGGCUAUACCCAGCAACUAAACUACUCGCUACAUCUAGUUACAAGCUCGGCUUUUAUAGGUACGGUUGAGGAUCUGGAACGUUCCGUAACAUUAAAACAGGUUCUAUUGAUAUAUAAAUUUGGGGAUGACUCAGCAUAACACAGCUACUUCUAGAACAUUCUUUAAGGUCACACUACAAUAAUAUAGAGACAGAAAGUGUUGAAGGACAUUUGUAAUCUUUGAAAUGCAACUAGCGGUAUUUUGGCAAAUUUGACGCUGCGCUUCUGCUGUAAAAACUAAGAUAAUACGAGUGCCCUGAUUGGUUAAAAAAAAAUUCCGUUUUGCACCGGUAAAUUUAAAGUUUAUUUUUAAAACCAGUGAGCCGCACUUGUUAUUGGUCUACCAGCAUAAUAACCAGUUGAAAUGUUGUGAGGACUCGAGAAAGGUUUGUAAUUCCCUCGCCUCUGGCCUGUGUUUUACAGACUUUUCUUCUCUUUUCUGGAGUUCUGCCAACAUCUUUCGUGGGUUAGUAUGUCGAUUAACUGAUAGAAAGUGUUUUCCAUUGCUUAAAUAAACCGCACUUGAACAACCUUUAACGGAAUACGGUUAAUCCCUGAUUUACGCCGCAUGGGCAUGGACCUCGAAGGGUGCGGUUUGUAAACCG